Molecule: messenger RNA, 1029 nt
Organism: Stylonychia lemnae
Lineage: Eukaryota; Ciliophora; Spirotrichea; Sporadotrichida; Oxytrichidae
Source: the annotation of a GenBank genome assembly
AUGGAAGAUAGAAAUAUGAUUGUGGAAACAAUCAAGGUUUUCAAUAGAUCAUCAGCUUAAUCAGCUAAAGAUUAGCAAAAGCAUAAGGAGGGACAUGAAUACCUAAGCAUUAUAAUGCAUGCAGGAAGUCAAAGCUCAUCAAAUAAUAACUCUGAAAACCCUAUAGCUUUCGAAAUUGUCAGCAAUAAGCCACAUAUCUGCCACUAGAUUGAAUAUCUUAUGAGAAAUAAACUCAACAAUAUAUUAGUUGUAGUUGAGAGGAAAUACGCCUCGAAAAUGGAAAGCACAAUUAAGCAAGGAAUAAGUGUCAAUACUAAUGAUUUAGAAUUAGAGAUUGUGGCUUUACAGGAUGAGGAAGAGUCAGCUAAUGUGCUUUCACUCCUAUAGGAUAAAAUUGAUAGAGAUUUCAUUGUAAUGAAUGGAGAGACACUGACUGAUCUAUCUCUAGAUACAUUCAUAAACGUGCACUAGACCACCGAGAACUCAGCAUCAAUUCUAUUGAAAGAUGUCAAUUUCUCAAUUAAGUAAAAGGGAAACUAUGAUAUCUUUGGGCUUAGCUCUUGGACUGAGAAAAGAUUUGAGGAUUCAACUCCAUCUAAAAGACUAGUGUUUAAAGCUACCAACAUCGAGAGUGAGAACAUGGACUUGACAAUUAGACCAUCAUUAUUAAGAAGAUGUAACAAUUUAAAGAUCAGAACUGAUGUGAGCUCAGUGGGAGUUUAUUUAUUUAAGUAUUGGAUAUUGAAGCUAGUUUGUGAUAUUGAGGAAGAUCAUGAUAUAAGUAUACUCAGUAUUGAGGAUGAUCUAUUGCCAUUCCUAGCUAAGCAUCAAUUCAAGCAAAAACUCCAUAAAUAUAUCUAGAAGUCAGUACAUGAAAGUAGAUUUGAUAUUGGAGAUGAGGACAUAUAGGAGAAGUUUGAUCUAAUAAUGAAUCCCUCAAAGAAAGUCUCUAAAGAUUUAAUCAAAAUUGGAGUAUACAUUGAAAAGAAUCAAUUGUAAAGCAAAUAAGGUCAUUAGCAAACUAAAUGA